Molecule: messenger RNA, 858 nt
Organism: Trichoderma reesei QM6a
Lineage: Eukaryota; Fungi; Ascomycota; Sordariomycetes; Hypocreales; Hypocreaceae
Product: mating pheromone precursor
Exons: 1
Coding region: 1-858 (285 amino acids)
Source: RefSeq, a predicted model, not a curated record
AUGGAGACGAAGGAGAAGACUGUCGUUCCCAAAAGCAAGAGCCCAUUGAGCAUAUAUUUCUCCCUCGAUCGCGUCUCCCUUCAUCCGUCUUCUCUUCUCAUCUCCCCAUCGCCAUCACAUCUCUUGUCUCCAUCACCACACAUCGCAAAGCUUCAAACCAUGAAGUUCCUCGCCGCCGUCACCGUGUUCGCCUCCGCGGCCCUCGCGGCGCCCAACCCGGAGCCGUGGUGCUACCGCAUCGGCGAGCCCUGCUGGAAGCUCAAGCGCACGGCCGAGGCCUUCAACCUCGCCGUCCGCUCGCACGACCUGACCACCCGCGCCCAGGGCGAGGCCAUCCCCGACGAGGUGGCCCUGUCCGCCAUCGAGGGCCUGGACCAGCUCAAGAAGCUGAUCCUGGUGUCGACCGAGGACCCCAGCAGCCUGCUGCCGCCCAACGCCACGGAGCCCGAGAGCAAGCGCGACGUCGAGGUCGAGGAGGACAAGCGCUGGUGCUACCGCAUCGGCGAGCCCUGCUGGAAGGCCAAGCGCGAGGCCGAGGCCGAGGCCGCCGCCGAGGAGGAGAAGCGUUGGUGCUACCGCAUCGGCGAGCCCUGCUGGAAGGCCAAGCGCACCGACGAAAUCUCAGAGGAGAAGCGCUGGUGCUGGAUCCUCGGAGGAAAGUGCUGGAAGACCAAGCGCGUCGCCGAGGCCGUCCUGAGCGCCACCAUUGAGGGCGACGAGAAGCGCAGCGUCGAGGCCGAGGGCAACGCCGACGAGAAGCGAUGGUGCUACCGCAUCGGCGAGCCUUGCUGGAAGGCCAAGCGCGACCUCGAGACCAUCCAGGACGUUGCUCGCAGCGUCAUCGAGUCCAUGCAGUAG